This is a messenger RNA of [Torrubiella] hemipterigena, 2232 nucleotides long. The record is from the annotation of a GenBank genome assembly. Lineage: Eukaryota; Fungi; Ascomycota; Sordariomycetes; Hypocreales; Clavicipitaceae.
GCAUUUUAUGGGCUGCUAUAGGCGCCCAUAGUGUGCUGUGCUGUGCUGUGCUGUGCUGUACUGUAGUAGCUCGUCUGCACAGAGCUGGGCUUGGAGACAGACCCCUCCUUCUUUUCCUCGUUUAUCCGUCUCCGUGUCUUCUCUCCUCCUUCUCCUUCCCCCGUGUCCAUCCUUCUCCCAUCGGAUCCAACCUGUCACCAUCUCGCUGUGAGCUGAGAUUUAUCAAAAUAACUCGUCUGAGCGUGUCAAUUGACCUGCCCUGAGCCAUGUCCUCGUCCACCGCCCCCAAAGGGGGUAACAAGGACUUUGUCUUUGUGGACACCCCCAAGCCCAAGCCUGAUGCUUUUGCUCUUGCCGACGGUCACGAUUGCGGUGUCAAGGUUACCAACCGUCCCACCAUCAAGAAUGCCCCCAUUCCUGCCGACGGUCCCAGUUCCGACUCCUUCAACAAAACCCUCUUCUUGUCAUUGAUUAUCGGUGUCCCCAUGUACUUCACAUGGAGAUGGAGCGGUGGCAUCAAGACCCUCAUCUUCUUUGCCCUCAUCUUCGACCUUCCCAUCCUUGCUGGUUACUGGCUUGUCAUCUCCGCCAUCAGCCCUCGCAAGAAUGAAAAGGCCAAGUACGCCGGCCGCCCCGUUGAGUUCUACCUUGACUUCAAGAAGGAGUCUGACCGCGCCAAGUACCACGGUUCCAACAAGAUCCCCAUGGAGACUUUCCACGAGAUGUACUUUGACGGCGAUGUCGACUUCAAGGGUGACUGCCUUGACAUCCUUGAGUACCGUCACGACUGGGCUAGCUUCCGCUUCACAAUCGGUCUCAUCCGCUUCUUCCUCCUCGGUAUGAUUCCCGAGCUCAUCAUGCACAGCCGCUCUCAGGAUGAGGAGCAGGUCCGCGACCACUAUGACCGUGGUGAUGACUUCUACGGUUUCUUCCUCGGCCCCCGCAUGAUCUAUACUAGUGGUAUUAUCUCCGAUAUCACCAAGGAGGAGACCCUUGAGGAGCUCCAGGACAACAAGCUUGCCAUUGUCUGCGACAAGAUUCAGCUCAAGAAGGACGAGUCUCUUCUCGACAUUGGCUGCGGCUGGGGUACCCUUGCCCGCUUUGCUUCCGUCAACUACGGUGCCAACGCUACCGGUGUUACCCUCGGCCGCAACCAGACCGCCUGGGGCAACACUGCUCUGCGCAACGCCGGUAUCAAGGAGGAGCAGAGCAAGAUUCUCUGCAUGGACUACCGUGAUAUCCCCGUGCCCGCUGGUGGCUACAACAAGAUUACCUGCCUUGAGAUGGCAGAGCACGUCGGUGUCCGUCACUUGGGCGGCUUCUUCAGCCAGGUUUACAACAUGCUCGACGACGAUGGUGUCUUCUUCCUCCAGAUUGCCGGUCUCCGCCGCCCCUGGCAGUACGAGGAUCUCAUCUGGGGUCUCUUCAUGAACAAGUACAUUUUCCCUGGUGCUGACGCGUCUACCCCUCUCGGCUUUGUCGUCGACAGACUUGAGGGCGCUGGUUUCGAGAUCAAGGCUGUUGACACUAUUGGUGUUCACUACUCUGCCACUCUCUGGCGCUGGUACAGAAACUGGAUGGACAACAAGGACCUGGUCAACGAGAAGUAUGGCAAGCGCUGGUUCCGCAUCUGGGAAUACUUCCUGGCCUACUCCACCAUCAUCUCCCGCCAGGGCAGUGCUACUUGCUACCAGAUCACUCUCGUCAAGAACAUCAACUCUACUCACCGUGUUGAGGCCAUCCCCUCGCAGGCUGGCCUCAGCGGUGCUCUCGGCCACGCUGUCAAGGAGACCAAGGUUGACCUUGCCAGCUGGGCUGCCGCCAACAAUCUCACCAAGAGCACCGAGUUCACCGUUGCCAAAUAAGUGUGAUGUCGCGCCUGGCUGCCGGACCCCUAAUGUUGCGUGUAGCUAGACUUGGUCCGCGCCGGCGCACAACACCGUUCAACUAGACCAGAAAAAGAAAGCCCGAUACGAUAUAAUGGACGCAAACGAUUUUUGAAAAUUUUGAAAUUCAAACAAAAGAUGUGAAUCGAAAAGAAGAAAAACCAAAAACCAAAAAAAUUACGAAGAGAUUCGAGAGUGCAACGAAGAACAAAAACGACCAGUGUCGAUAUAUAGCAGAAUGGGAUCCUGUUUGGCGUCUUGUACAAAGUCAUGACUAGAUGGGACCAACGGCGUACUCGCGUGGCUAUUUAAUUCUAGCAACAAUUAAUAAUAUUCAUGUCUGUCC